AUGCCAUACCCGAACGCCGGCAUUUGUUUUAAAUAUGUACCGAACAAGUGGUACAAUGCGUGCGCCCGUCGACAAUUGAGGACGAAAAAUGGCCGUGCCGAAACUUGCGGCGGCCGUAAGACUUACGAUUUUGCGACCUGGUGCCGCCACGAGAAGCCCUGCGAAAACCCCUUGCCUGCUUUCAAGUUAGACAGCCAGAAACCGGAGGAACAGGACACGUUGGGACCCUGGAAGCUGCCCACGAGAUGCAGGUACGCAGAAUGGAGUCAGGACCGACUGGAAGUGACGACCUCUCUCCACAACUCACCGGUCCUAAGACGGUAG
This is a messenger RNA of Pelobates cultripes (western spadefoot toad), 324 nucleotides long. NCBI's taxonomy places the organism in Eukaryota, Metazoa, Chordata, Amphibia, Anura, Pelobatidae. The record is from the annotation of a GenBank genome assembly.